Messenger RNA from Prunus armeniaca (apricot), 294 nucleotides. Lineage: Eukaryota; Viridiplantae; Streptophyta; Magnoliopsida; Rosales; Rosaceae. The record is from the annotation of a GenBank genome assembly.
AUGGCAUCUUCGAAAACUUUUCUUCUUCUUGGUCUUGUCUUUGCUGUUGUCCUCGUCUCCUCUGAGGUCGUCUCAGCUCGCGAGCUGGUUCCGACUACUGCUCAAACCCAGGAAAAUGUAGAGAAGGAUAACUAUGGUGACCAUUUUAACUGCCACGAGCAUGGACUUUGGGAGCAUGGCCAUGGCCACGGACAUUGGGAGCACGGCCAUUGCCACGGACACUGGGAGCAUUGUGGCCAUGGCUGCCACGGAAAAUGGGGACAUGGUGCUGCUGAGAGUGAAAUAGAGAAUUAG